AUUGGCCAGCCUGGGAUGAGGUAUGCACACGGGAGGUCAUUUAUCCCGGCACCCAAGGCAUGCUGGGAUUGUACACAGAGCUGUGUGUGUGAACCCGAUACAAUCAGAUGGAAACUUCCAGCCCUCAGAAGAGACAUCUCGAGUCUUCUAGGAACGUUUUCCUGCCAGCAAUUUAUGCCGGAAGAAGCUCCAGCUAUGGCUCCUCAGGACCAACAAAUGGAGGAGGAGGAGGUGGAAACGUUCGCUUUUCAGGCUGAGAUCGCUCAGCUGAUGUCUCUGAUCAUCAACACCUUCUAUUCCAACAAGGAGAUCUUCGUGAGGGAGCUGAUCUCCAACUCCUCUGAUGCUCUGGAUAAGAUCCGAUACGAGAGUCUCACUGACCCUAGCAAGCUGGAUUCUGGGAAGGAGCUGAAGAUUGAUGUGAUCCCCAACAUAGAGGACAGAACAUUGAUCUUUAUUGACACCGGAAUCGGGAUGACCAAAGCUGAUCUCGUCAACAACCUGGGCACCAUCGCCAAAUCCGGGACCAAGGCCUUUAUGGAGGCUCUUCAGGCCGGAGCGGACAUCUCUAUGAUCGGUCAGUUCGGUGUGGGUUUCUACUCCGCCUAUCUGGUUGCUGAGAAAGUGACAGUGAUCACCAAGCACAACGAUGACGAGCAGUAUGCCUGGGAAUCCUCAGCCGGAGGAUCCUUCACUGUUAGAGUGGAUUGCAGUGAGCCUCUGGGACGUGGUACAAAAGUCAUCCUGCACCUGAAAGAGGACCAGUGUGAAUACCUGGAGGAGAAGAGAAUAAAAGAGAUUGUGAAGAAACAUUCCCAGUUCAUCGGUUACCCCAUUACACUGUUUGUGGAGAAGGAGCGUGACAAGGAAGUGAGUGAUGAUGAAGCUGAGGAGAAGGAAGAGAAAAAAGAGGAAGAGAAGAGUGAGGAGAAGCCAGAAAUAGAGGAUGUGGGAUCCGAUGAGGAGGAAGAUAAGAAUAAAGGAGACAAGAAGAAGAAAAAGAAGAUUAAGGAAAAAUACAUCGACCAGGAAGAGCUGAACAAAACCAAACCCAUCUGGACCCGCAACCCCGAUGACAUCACCAACGAGGAGUACGGAGAGUUCUACAAGAGUCUCACCAACGACUGGGAGGAUCACCUGGCUGUGAAGCACUUCUCAGUGGAAGGUCAGCUGGAGUUCCGAGCUCUGCUGUUUGUACCCCGGAGAGCGCCCUUCGACUUGUUUGAGAAUCGGAAGAAGAAAAAUAACAUCAAGCUGUAUGUGCGCCGAGUCUUCAUCAUGGACAACUGUGAGGAGCUGAUCCCGGAGUAUCUCAACUUCAUUCGAGGUGUGGUGGACUCGGAAGAUCUUCCUCUGAACAUCUCCAGAGAAAUGCUUCAGCAGAGCAAGAUCCUGAAAGUCAUCCGGAAGAACCUGGUGAAGAAAUGUCUGGAACUUUUCACAGAACUGUCCGAGGACAAAGAGAACUACAAGAAGUUCUAUGAGCAAUUCUCCAAGAACAUCAAGCUCGGUAUUCACGAAGAUUCACAAAACCGCAACAAACUUUCUGAACUACUGCGAUAUUACACCUCCGCGUCCGGGGAUGAGCUGGUGUCACUGAAAGAUUAUUGUAUGAGAAUGAAGGAGAACCAGAAACACAUCUACUACAUCACAGGUGAAACCAAGGAGCAGGUUACUCACUCGGUGUUUGUGGAGAGGCUCCGGAAGGUUGGCCUGGAAGUCAUUUACAUGAUUGAGCCCAUUGAUGAAUAUUGCGUCCAGCAGCUGAAGGAGUUUGAGGGGAAGACGCUGGUCUCCGUCACAAAAGAAGGACUGGAGCUCCCGGAGGAUGAAGAGGAGAAGAAGAGGCAGGAGGAGAAGAAAUCCAAGUAUGAGAACCUGUGUAAGAUCAUGAAGGACAUACUGGAGAAGAAAGUAGAGAAGGUUGCUGUGUCCAACAGACUGGUGACCUCCCCGAGUUGUAUAGUAACAAGUACAUACGGCUGGAGCGCCAACAUGGAGCGUAUCAUGAAGGCGCAGGCCCUGCGAGAUAAUUCCACAAUGGGCUACAUGGCAGCCAAGAAGCACCUAGAGAUUAACCCCGACCAUUCCAUUAUCGAAACGCUGAGGCAGAAGGCCGACGCCGACAAGAAUGACAAGUCUGUGAAGGAUCUGGUGAUUCUUCUGUAUCAAACCGCACUUCUGUCAUCCGGCUUCAGCCUGGAGGACCCGCAGGCACACGCCAACCGCAUCUACAGGAUGAUCCAACUUGGUCUAGGCAUUGAUGAAGAUGAGACGGCCACUGAAGACCUGAUGGCCUCCACCACGGAGGAGAUGCCGCUACUAGAAGGAGACGACGACUCUUCUCGUAUGGAAGAAGUUGACUGAAUCGGUUAAAUUCCCUGAAACACUUUAAACGUUCCAGUUCUAAUCUUAACCGGUUAGGUAUUUUUUUUUGUACUUUUGAGCAGCAAUUCCACUGCCUGCAAGUUAUGUCUAAAAAUAUAUUUAUUUUUUUGAUGUUUUGUUUUUGUUAAAUACCGUUCUAUUAAAAUAAAAGUUUAACUAUUAAGACUUAA
Molecule: messenger RNA, 2558 nt
Organism: Rana temporaria (common frog)
Lineage: Eukaryota; Metazoa; Chordata; Amphibia; Anura; Ranidae
Product: heat shock protein HSP 90-alpha
Exons: 10
Coding region: 16-2367 (783 amino acids)
Biological process (GO): cellular response to heat; protein stabilization; protein folding
Cellular component (GO): perinuclear region of cytoplasm; neuronal cell body; plasma membrane
Molecular function (GO): ATP hydrolysis activity; ATP binding; disordered domain specific binding
Source: RefSeq, a predicted model, not a curated record